GGCACACCAGAGCGGAGAUGCUGAACACUCAGGAAAACAGCUAUGUCGAGUGACAAUGGCGAUGCUCGUACUUCAUAAAGAAUUUCAGACGAAGCGCACGUUCACCCAAUAGCAGGUUGCCUAGCCGCGGCUUUCACGGUGGCACAGCAGCACCACCUCGCACUGUAGCCUUGUGCAAUACUCUUCCACUCAUCAACAACACACUUUGCACUCUUACCCGUCCGUAUCAUCGCCGACCGAAUAAGACAGCCAGAGCGAGACAAGAUAGCUAGAUAUUACAGCAAUCCCAGGGGUCGCCUGGGCGUAUUAUUGGGCGCUAGACCACAAACAGCAUGGUCGUUUGUCGCUACUUCCAGCAAGGCCGCUGUCUCAACGGCGAGACAUGCAGGUUCGAGCAUCCUUCGACUACAGCUCAGACAUCACCAUCGACGUCGUCGUUAAAUGCAAAAGCACCCACGUUUGAUCCUGCACAGACUGCCAGUCCCACUGCGCAGAACCGGGCGCCUUGCGUCUUCUUCCUCCACGGCACCUGCAAGCGAGGAUUCCUAUGCCGUUUCGAUCAUAGCCCUGAGGCAAAGCCUCCUGCAGCGGCUCGUCAAGAUGACAGGACUAAUACUGUCUGCACUUUCUUCCUUCGAAACAUCUGUAACAAGGGGGCUGCUUGCCCAUACAGCCAUGCGACGUCUCCAGACAGCCGUCUCAGUAACGACAAGGCCUCAAACGCUGCCUUCGAGCGACCAGCUUCAAGUACAGGUGCCUCAGUCGUGCCGCCUGUACAACCGCAUUUCAAGGGGACAAAGGAGGAGGAUGGAUCCGAUAGAUUCUCGAGGACCAUUGGCGGUGCUACUGUGAGGUUCGAAGAUGGUGUUACAAUCUCAACUUUGGCCCUACCGUCCGAUUUCUCGGUGGUUUCCAUGCUUCAUGUCCCUCCCGGGAAAUCGGUACAGGACCUCCGCAACCUCCUACACGGCAAAGGAUUCCCUGGAAUAUCUGUCGAGGCCAUCACAUUGAAAUCCGACCCAAAAACUUCCUUUCAAUCCGCGCAGAUCAAAGUACCGGAUCCUAGGUUCGCGGCACGACUGCUGCGAGAAACUGGCCACACUAUACUGAUGGAUGGAUCUGCCGUACAUGUUGUCAUGGUGCAACUGGGUGCAGAAUCCGAGUCGGGGGCGAACCGUCUGCAGCUUACGACCGUCGCUUGCACCUGGCACAAUCCUUCCAAAGUAGCUUACGUGGAAUUCUCCUACCCCGCUCAAGCAGCAGCCGUCGUCCUCGAGAUGCAGAAGAGCCAAUUACAUCUUCAUGGACGACAAUUGAAUUUCGCAUGUCAACCGCGUUCAUCUUGGGUCACAGUUGGGAACCUCAACCCGGCGACGGGAAAAAAAGCGUUGACGGAAUUCCUUCCCACAGCGCAGCCCAGUUACAGGGUCAACAUGGGCCAGCUCUCUCACGAAUACUCAGCGGAGCGGUUAGAGUUUACGGUCAAGUCAUCCCUAGAGCAGCGUGGUACUCUUGCCGAAUGGACUGCUACUCCGCAGAGCAAUGGUUCGAAGGUCAAAGCCAUCGCAAAGUUCGCGGACCCUGAAGCGGCCAGAAAGGCGGUACAGGAGCUGAACGAUACCCUCAUCGAUCCUUCAUCCAAGGACAAGCUGAAGGCUCAACAUCUUGUUGCGGUCAAGCUCUCGGUCUCACAGCGCGUACUACAAGCCAUCAAGCCACAGCUUGACGCCCUCGUUGAAGAGGCACGAGUGUUGCAUUUUGUUUCCAUAAAAAUAUACGACAACCCAGAGAAGGCGUAUACGCAGAUUCGAGUGUCCGGUCAGGACCGAGAGGCAGUCGCACGCGUCAAGUCGUCUGUUGAGAGGACUCUAGCCGGACGAAUAGCCGGCGACGGAUCCGUCCGUAUAUCCCAUUCUUUCUUCUUCCAGGAAGCGUCUACUGCAUUCCUUGCAGAGGUUAUGAGAUCCCAUGGUGUUACUAUUGUUUCAGACAGGCGUAAAUUGCUCCUACGCCUAUAUGGAGACACGUUGAAAGUCUUAGCCGCGGAACAAGCGUUGACUGAGAAACUCUCAAGUCUGGAAACCCAGUCGAAGGUCGUGGUCCUAGACCCAAUUAGCUUGAAUGCUGCCCUUCGGGGCGGGUUCAGACUCAUUGUUGCGACCUUGGGAAAGGAGAUGGUAAAGAUGGACAUCACCUCCAACCCAAAGCGCAUCAUAGUCUACGGCUCGGAUCGACACGUAGCACAGGUGGAAGAACUGCUCAGGUCUUAUGAUCCUGACUCCCUAGAGACGCGAGCUACUAUGCUAUCGCUGAAUGCGGCGGAAGAAGAGGAGUUAUGCCCCGUAUGUUGGACUCCUCCGGAAGAUCCGUUUAAGACCAAGUGUGGCCACACGUACUGCAGCUCCUGCCUGGCCUCGCAAUGCACCACUGCCACCGAUUUUCCGCUGCGCUGUCUUGGUGCCUCUGCAGCAUGCAACGCUUUGCUCACGCUAUUAGAACUGAAGCAAGUCCUGUCCUCAAACGACUACGAAGCCCUCCUCCAAACCUCCUUCACGCAAUAUAUUCGCAGCCAUCCAACCUCCUUUCAAUACUGCUCCACCCCAGACUGUGACCGCUUCUACCGCAUCACUCUGCCCGAAGACCCUGGGGUAUUCAACUGUGAUGGAUGCCUCACCUCCAUCUGCACGGCGUGUCACCAAAUCGCUCACGACGGUAUAACAUGCGCAGCUUCAAAGGCAGCGCACGUCGGCACGAGCGAAUUCGCGAAGUGGAAGGAAGAGAACGACGCCCGAGACUGCCCCAAUUGCGGAACACCAAUCCAAAAGAGCUAUGGGUGCAAUCACAUGGAAUGUCAGGCUUGCAGGACGCAUAUCUGCUGGUUCUGCAUGAAGACAUUCAAGACGGGCGAGGACACGUACGGCCAUAUGGCAAAGGCUCAUAACGGUAUCCGGGGAAUGGGACUGGGGUUCUGAACGAAGACGAUUCGAGUCGGAGGAGCUUCUUGCCUGGCAAAAGGACGACAACCAUGUGGGAGGUUGUCUGGAUCGCAGCAUCCGCUCGGAAAUACCAAUGAGAUGUAACAUCGCGCCUGUGGGAGGCAUGAUUGCUGGUUCUUUAUCGCCUUUAUGUCAGGCACACAGACGUAUGGGUAUGCUGCGGAAGAUUAACUCGCGGAUUGGGGGUUUGGGGUGAACCCUCGCUAUUUUUACCCCGUCGAAUAGUGAAUAUAUAGAGCGCGCCGCACUAUCUGAGCCUUUGUCUAUUGCCGGUGAGGAUAGCACCUUUUUGGCGGACCAGUGCUCGAGCGUGUUGGUCAUACUUUUCACGUAGAGGCCGGUGACUAAGUGGUCGGAGCCGAUGGUGGAGCACUGCGAUAUCCCAAUCGACG
Molecule: messenger RNA, 3388 nt
Organism: Trematosphaeria pertusa
Lineage: Eukaryota; Fungi; Ascomycota; Dothideomycetes; Pleosporales; Trematosphaeriaceae
Exons: 2
Coding region: 333-2972 (879 amino acids)
Biological process (GO): proteasome-mediated ubiquitin-dependent protein catabolic process; protein linear polyubiquitination
Cellular component (GO): ubiquitin ligase complex
Molecular function (GO): nucleic acid binding; ubiquitin binding; zinc ion binding
Source: RefSeq, a predicted model, not a curated record